Messenger RNA from Drepanopeziza brunnea f. sp. 'multigermtubi' MB_m1, 1662 nucleotides. RefSeq lists its product as uncharacterized. Gene Ontology annotation, cellular component: cytoplasm. The record is from RefSeq and is a predicted model, not a curated record. NCBI's taxonomy places the organism in Eukaryota, Fungi, Ascomycota, Leotiomycetes, Helotiales, Drepanopezizaceae. Gene Ontology annotation, molecular function: GTPase activator activity; metal ion binding.
AUGUCACGCAGAGCUCCGAAUCCCGCUGCUGAGCGCGCGGCGCAGAAUACACAGACGAUCAAGAGUCUCUUGAAACUGGAGGGCAACAAGACGUGUGCGGAUUGCAAGAGGAAUAAGCAUCCGAGAUGGGCAAGCUGGAACUUGGGAAUCUUUAUCUGCAUCAGAUGUUCCGGCAUCCACCGAGGAAUGGGCACACACAUCAGCAGAGUUAAAUCCGUGGAUCUCGAUGCCUGGACCGAUGAGCAAUUACAGAGUGUUUUGAAGUGGGGAAACUCGAGGGCGAACAAGUACUGGGAGGCAAAGCUGGCUCCAGGCCAUGUGCCAUCCGAAUCGAAGAUCGAGAAUUUUAUCAGAACCAAGUACGAGUCCAAGAGAUGGGUUAUGGAGGGGCCAAUACCGGAUCCGUCUACACUCGAGGCCGACGGAGAUGAUGAUGUUCCAUUGAGCUUGGUCAAGGAGAAGCAUUCCAUUGAGCGCUCGAGCUCGCAGAAGGCAUCUGAGGGACAAGCAGCAGGUCCGUCGCAAGUAAAGAGAGCGCAACAGCCCGAUCUGUUCGGUGAUGAUACCGCACCCCCAAGAGCCAGUCCUGCGGCCACAGCCCCCUCGAGACCUCCGCCCAAAUCAGAGCCAGCGCCUCCCAAGCAGACCAAACCUGCGGAUUCGCUCCUCGGGUUAGACUUCUUUGGCACCGAGGCUCCUCCCCCAAGUCGACCAUCCAGCGCAGCUCCAGGUCCAGGGACACAGUCGCGGCCAGAUUUGAAACAGUCGAUUUUGUCACUCUAUGCAUCCGCCCCUCGUCAGCAGCAGCAGCAGCCCUCCCAUGCAUCUCAAGGAUCUUUUGGAGGCAUGCAACCGGCACCACAGUCGCCCCCCGCUAUGCAAUCAGGCUUUGGUGGAAUGAAUGAUGCAUUUAGUGGUUUGAGCUUCUCAAGCCAGAAUUCUGCCCCCACACAAUCAACAAAUGCUUUCUCAGGCUUAGGCAAUGUUUCAAGCCACCAGCGGGGUCCUUCUCAAGUAUCUUCUCCCUCUUCUAACAUGGGCGGAGGUACUUUCUUUGACACAAAGCCAGCUGCAGCGCCAGCUCAGCCAAGCCGAGGAUUUAGCUCGUCCAGCGGAUUUGGUGCCUUCGACUCGGCGCCAGGAACCUCAUCACCGGCCCCUGUCUCGAACACCAGCUCGGGUAUGAACGACUUGUUCGACUUCGCAACACCUGCUCAACCUGCUGCCAACCCUACGGCUGCUUCAUCCACCAACCACGAUUCAUCAAUGUUCAACCUCUCACAACCUGCGGCUGCAGCAAAAGCACAAUCGCCACAACCGGCAACGGGUGGUGGUUGGGGCAAUAGUGACGCAUGGGGAUCUAGUGAUGCUUGGGGCUCUACGGCCAAGACGAGCCCUUCAGUCAGUAUACCAGCACCUCAAACCAGCUCGGGUGACUUUGGAUGGGGCUCUGGAACGACAUCUCUGGCUAAUCAGAGCAUCGUUCCCGGUGGAGGUGGAGGAUUUAGCACAGCAAGCAGCGUGCCUCCGAAAGUAAGCGCAGACGUUGAUUUUGGAGGCUGGAGUAGUGCUACUCCUGUCACACCAGCAGCAGGUACGACGGCAGGGGCGAAGCCGGCAUAUGGCGCGAGCGAGGACUUAUUCUCGAAUGUUUGGGAAUGA